Molecule: messenger RNA, 744 nt
Organism: Clavispora lusitaniae ATCC 42720
Lineage: Eukaryota; Fungi; Ascomycota; Pichiomycetes; Serinales; Metschnikowiaceae
Product: TRAPP subunit
Biological process (GO): endoplasmic reticulum to Golgi vesicle-mediated transport
Cellular component (GO): TRAPPII protein complex; TRAPPIII protein complex; TRAPPI protein complex
Source: RefSeq, a predicted model, not a curated record
AUGACGGACAAACAAAUUUUGCCCUCAGUUGCUUCAAUGGGGGCACUCACUUUAAAUGAGAGACCGAAGAGUGGAUUCGGUUACAACCCUUCUAUCGGCCCAGCCUCUAACAGCAUUGAUCAAGAGACAUCGACUUUACUACUAAACAAAAGGACACUAAAUCUUUCCACAGGUGGCAACAACUCCAUUUAUGAGAAAAGCAUUCAAACGAAGAAAGCAAAUGAAAUCAGUCUCUCUGCUUUGUCGUUUCUCUUCUGUGAAAUCGUGAACUGGGCCCACAGCAAAUCAAAAGGAAUUCAAGAUCUUGAAAACAGAUUGAAUGGCCUAGGGUACCAAGUAGGACAGCGGUACUUGGAGCUUGUUAAAUUAAGAGAGGGUAUGAAGUAUGGACAACGAGAGACAAAGAUUGUUGAGAUCCUACAGUUUAUACACGGACCUUUUUGGAAAGCCAUGUUUGGGAAGACGGCCAACGAGUUGGAGAAAUCUCAAGAUGUGGACAAUGAGUAUAUGGUGAUUGACAACGUCCCACUUAUUUCCAAAUUCAUAAGUAUUCCCAAAGAGUAUGGGAAUUUGAACUGCUCAGCGUUCGUUGCAGGCAUAAUCGAAGGUGCAUUGGAUAGUUCAGGGUUCAAUGCUAGUGUAUCUGCCCACUAUGCUCCAGUGGCGACCUUGGUUUCACGAACAGUGUUCCUCAUUAAAUUUGAUGAACGUUUAUUCGUUAGAGAAGAGAUACGAGCUACAUAG